CUCCACAGUUUUUCAUCAGUGAGGACUGGAAUGUGAACAAAGUAACACAGCCAACCAGACAAGAGGUGAACAAAACUAUGAUUCCUUCCCUGAUUUCGAAACUCCACAACGUCAGGAUUUGUCACUAGCGCCCAGAACACUGACAACUCUGUCGGCCUGGUCUGUUGAGGGGACGCUUUUUGGGACCAAUGCAGACCCCCCCUCAGUUCCUCACUGUCAGUGCCUGUGCGUGGGUCAGCGGUUUUUGUCGCUUUCGGGGUAUUGGAACCAGUGAAAAUUUAGACGUGCUGGAAAAGAUGUCAGUCAGCGUCCAUGAAAACCGCAAAUCCAGGACGAGCACGGGCUCCAUGAACAUUUCGCUCUUCCACAAGCCCUCCCAUCCAGACAGCGUGCUCACCCACCUUAAUACCCUACGCAAACAGUGCAUGUUCACAGAUGUGACACUAUGGGCAGGCGACCGUUCCUUUCCCUGUCACAGAGCUGUGCUCGCUGCAUGCAGUCGCUACUUUGAAGCCAUGUUUAGCGGUGGCCUCCGUGAGAGCCUUGACAAUGAGGUUAACUUUCGAGACAGUGUUCACCCAGAAGUUCUAGAGCUGUUGUUGGACUUUGCUUACUCCUCACGUGUCAUCAUCAACGAGGAGAAUGCAGAGUCACUUCUCGAGGCUGGAGAUAUGCUGCAGUUUCAUGACAUCCGUGAUGCAGCUGCAGAAUUUUUGGAGAAGAACUUGCACGCGUCAAACUGCUUAGGGAUGAUGCUGCUCUCCGACGCCCAUCAGUGCAAGCGCCUCUACGAGCUGUCAUGGAGGAUGUGCCUCAUCCACUUUGAGACUCUUCGAGACACUGAGGACUUCUGCGGGCUCUCAAAAGACAAGCUUUUGGAUCUCAUCCUUAGCGAUGAGCUGGAGGUUGAAGAUGAACAGAUUGUGUUCAAUGCAGUCAUGCGCUGGGUUAGAUACGACCUAGACAGCCGCAGAGAUUAUCUUCCUGAACUUCUCCGAGGACUACGCCUUGCACUGUUACCUUCAGAAUGCCUCAUUGAGGCUGUGGCAUGUGAAGAACUUGUGAUGUCCGAUAAAAGGAGCCGACAGAUUGUCGAUGAGGCCAUGCAGUGCAAGAAAAAGAUUCUGCAGAACGACGGAGUUGUCACCAGCCCCUGCGCUAGGCCUCGCAAAGCUGGGCACACGCUGCUGAUUCUUGGGGGUCAAACAUUUAUGUGUGAUAAGAUCUACCAAGUGGAUCACAAAGCAAAAGAGAUCAUCCCUAAAUCAGAUCUUCCCAGUCCCAGGAAAGAGUUCAGUGCAUGUGCCAUUGGCUGCAAAGUUUACGUAACAGGAGGAAGGGGAUCGGAAAAUGGAGUGUCGAAGGAUGUUUGGAUAUAUGACACGGUACAUGAAGAAUGGUCGAAAGGUGCCCCUAUGCUAAUUGCACGUUUCGGACAUGGCUCGGCUGAACUUGAAAACUGCCUUUAUGUUGUUGGGGGUCACACUGCUAUAGCAGGUGUCUUCCCAGCCUCCCCAUCAGUAUCUCUUAAACAGGUUGAGCGGUAUGACCCUCUAACCAACAAAUGGACAAUGAUGGCACCACUAAGGGAUGGUGUCAGCAAUGCAGCAGUGGUCAGUGCCAAACUAAAACUCUUUGUGUUUGGUGGAACAACAAUCCACAGGGACAAGGCCUCAAAGGUCCAGUGCUAUGACCCUGUUGAGAACCGCUGGACUAUAGCUGCUGAGUGCCCGCAACCCUGGAGAUACACUGCCGCCGCUGUCCUUGGCAGUCAGAUAUUCAUAAUGGGUGGCGAUACAGAGUUCACUGCAGCGUCCGCCUACCGAUUUGAUUGCGAGACUAAUCAAUGGACGCGUGUAGGUGACAUGACUUCUAAAAGAAUGAGCUGCCACGCUGUGGCCUCUGGUAAUAAACUCUAUGUGGUUGGCGGGUACUUCGGCACACAGCGGUGUAAAACUCUGGAUUGCUAUGAUCCGACGUCGGAUAGCUGGAACAGUAUCACUACCGUGCCUUAUUCACUGAUUCCAACUGCAUUUGUUAGCACCUGGAAACAUCUUCCUGCCUAGACGCCUCCAUUUCAAGUGUAUGGAUCUGAUCUGGGUGCUUCCUUUGAAAACUGCUUAAAUCAUAAUUCUAAGCAGAGGAGCAACUGAAGUCAGCAGGCUGUCGACAUUGACACAUAAACAGUGAUUUCUGUCAAGAUAACUCCAUGCCAAAAUGCUAAACUCGGCUUGGCAGCCGUCUUUGAAAGCAGCUGAGUGCUCCCAUCUUAUUGAGGGUUUUGAGAGUGGUUGAGCAAAGAGAAAAUUGGCAUGUUAAACCAUCUGGAUGUCUAACAGUAUUACAGAGCAGUGGCUGUCAUUGAAGGGCAACAUCUUCAAGAGGAUUGAAGGUUGAGGCUUAAACGUCUCACGAGUCCUUACUUGGGAUCAGAGUGAUGUGUCAGCACUAGUGAGCCAUUGAAAUAUUGAUUUGUGAUCUACAUUACAAAGCUUUUUCUGUCAAUUGGCUAUUAGGUAGAGUGAGAGCACAAAGUGGCUUAAUCUCUGUAAUUACAGACUGCAAUGAGGGAGUCAAUGUGGAGAGAUUUAGGGAGAGGGUGCUUAUUGUUGCUGGAACAGAUGUCACAGGGUUUCGUUUCCCAUCAAAUGUACCAUAUAACGCUCUUUUUGUGUCACUGAAAGUUUGGCCACUGAAAUUUUUCAGCUGAAAAUUGUUUUAUGGUAUAUGUUGCUGAAUAUUUUCAGUGGCCAGAGGACAACGUGAACAGAAGCACUUUCGCAAUUGGAAUGCAAUUGCAAAUUUGCAGAAUUUGCAUUUCCCACUUGUGCAUUGAAGUCCCCAUGCUCAAAAGCAAUCAGUCUCCUUGGCUGUUGGUGCAUUAAUAAGGACCUAUUUAUAUACUUCAUUAGAGAAGCUAUUUUGUAUGUGUGAAGAAAGAAAACUUUGUUACUUAAAGAACCUGCCACCUUUGUUUUAGAAAUGGAAAAUGCAUUGCCAUCUGUUGUGUAUUCCUGACACGGUACAGAUGUGUUAUUAGCAAAAUUUCUGUUUUUAAGUUAUACAUUUACUGUACAGAAAUUGUAACAGCCUCACUCUCUCCACAUACGUACUCUCAAAACAUUUCUUAGGGUCUAAACAUGCAUGAAAACUCUGUACUCUGAAAAUUUUCAUCUGAUAUGGGUUUCAGAAGUGGGUGUGGAAAAAUGGCUUGAUUAGCACCACCUAUAAAAUUUCAACGAAGUGCCCUUCAAGGUAUGUUUCACAUACAUGUACGAAAUUCGGUAGACACAUGUAACACACCAAUACCUACAAAAAAGUCUCCCUGUGCGAAUUCCGAAACCCAACAGGAAGUCUGUUAUUUUGAAUUUUCUCUGCAAGUUUUGUGCCGUUUUUGCCAUUUUCAGGCAUUUAAACAAACUCCUCCUAGAGAUAUAAACCAAUCAACACCAAAUUUGGUCAGUGUAAUCUAAAGCCCUUUGUGACGUUAAGUUUGCGAAGAUCUUGAGUUUUCUUUAAAGGACUGGUCCAUGGUGGACUGACAAACGUUGAUGUUAUUUAUUAUUAAACAAGUUGUACGAUCUGCCACAAACUUCACAUGUUUGAUAAGAGUCCUGUGCUGAACACAUGCCCAUUCCCAUAUUCAGUUAUAGUCAUAGCGCCACCUGCUGGCAACAGGAAGUGGCAUGUUUCACACUUUAACAAACUCCUUUUAGCGAUUUAGUGACAUCAAUGUUAUAUUUGAUUAGUCUACUCUAAAGGCCUUUGCGAUGCUAAAUUGUGAAGAUCUUUAUGCUAAAUUGUGAAGAGUUUUUGUAAAAGGGCGUGUCUGUGGCGGCCUGUCAAAGUUUGAUAUUUUGCUAUGGAAAGGAAGUUGUUAUAACUGAGCCAUACAAUGUCCAAUCUGCCCCAAACGUCACACGUUUUAUAAAAGUUCUAGCCUGAACACAUAUAAAGGCCAAAAUUCUGUUAUAAUUAUACCGCCACCUGCUGGAAACAGGAAAUGACUUUCAUAACUUAAACAUGCAAUGUCCAUUCUGCACUAGACAUGUUUGAUAAGAGUCGUGACCUAAAGACAUCUAAAGGUUAUAUUCAUAGCACCACCUGUUGGCAACAUGAUAUGUCGUGUUUUACACUAACUCAAAACAUACCAUGUUCAAUCUGCAACAAACCUCAUAUGUUUGAUCGAAGUCUUGGCUUGAAGACAUCUACAUGCCAGUAUUCAGUUAUAGUUAUAGCGCCUCCAGCUGGCAGCAGGAAGUUUAGCACAUAUUCCUGCUAUAUUUACCACUUUAAAUGCAUAUUGCUCACCGUUUGCCAUUUUCCUGAAGUGACCAGGUUGCAGUGAACCCCGGUGCAAGGGACCUUUCAAUGCUGCUUGCAGCUUUAAUUUGAAUAAAGAAUUUAUUUCAGUGCAUCACUACACAGUAUUUUACUAUUGAUUUUAAGUUUGUAAUAAAUAAUGAUUUCACUCUUCCAAGAAACAAGAAAACUCUCCUAUCAUUUCCAUUAUAAGCUCCCUGGCAUGUUGUCUAUUUUACCAUGAUACAAAAGAUAGAACAUACAAAUGUAAACCAUUUGCAUUAAACUGUAAAAAAUUCAUGCUUAUUGACAAUAUGAAAUGCAUUAAGCUUUGUUAUAAUAACUUCUAUAGGCAUCUUAGACUCAUCAUCAUUUCUGCUGAUUUGCUGCAUGUCAGCACUUAUGAAGACUAGGGCUAAUAGGUCAUCGCAGACUAACAACAUUUGCAUGCACUGCCUUUCUCAGAAGCCAGCAGGCCUCUAUUCUGCAUGAAACUGGAGCUGAAUGAUGAUAUGCAUGCAUAUCGGUUUGUGCUUCUUAGACCCAAUGCUGAGAAAUUACAAUUGUGUCAAUGGCCUCUAUGAAUGCGUCAUAACAGUCAUCUGAACAUCUCUCACUUGUGUCAUUUAAAUUAGACUGCCUAGGGAGGGACCAGAGCCGUCUCAUUGCAUCCCCUGGUGAUUAGAAAAUGAUUACGUCUGUGAGUAAUCAUUAACACUCUUCAUCAGCCAGCGACUUCGUUCACACCACAAGCGCUUCAUUUCACAGUGAAGCAGGUGGCCCAGCAAAAGCUGGGUUUUAUAAUUAGCCCCAGGGGGCACAAAAUCAGAAUGUCUGGAGGACGCCCUGGCAGGCCUACCGAAGGAUGUUGGCAGCAAUGGCGUGCUCCAGAAACGCCCACAGGAAGUUCCUAAACGUAGUUAAACAUGUUCCAACUAAAGGGUUAAAGCUUAGCUGGUUAGCAUGGCCCUGCUAGACUCUGCUGGUAGACGUCGUAACUACACCAUCUGGCUGAAAAAAAUUUUUUUUUCCCCAUUGACGAGCAUUGAAAAAUAUCUUUGUAUUCUGGCGAAAUAGCAACAUUUAAAAAUGCAAAUAUUUAAUUCUGCAGUAGAUGCUUUUGGAAAGUGGUUAAAUUCAUAUUUAAGCUGACGUUUUUCCAUUUCCUGUCUUUGACGUCAGCUUGGGGCUCAAGACCCAUUUUUCAUGUUGACAUUUGACAAUCUCUUUUGAUAUGUCAUUGUGUAACUUGCUUGAUUAUUUACAGCUCAGGUGAUUGGCUCAAAUCUUGCAGCUGAGCUGAGCACCCAUGAGAAAAAAAUAGAUUUCUUCAAGUAUUAUAUAGGACUCUUAGACUCUCCUAUUUGUCUUUUUACCGCGUUCAGCCUUGCAGCUUUCUCCGCACUGAUAAAGUAACAUAAGUAGUGGGUGAUAAAAGCAAAGACUGCUUUGUUUUGAACUUCUAUUGAGUGAAGCAAUGAAGAAUUAAUAGAGGUGAGCAGCUCUAUGGUCUCAAGCUUAAAAUGCCUGUUGGUCUCCAUGGUGGAAUGGCUCUGUGUGUCAUUAUGAGAAACACAACAUGAAGAAGAAUGAGCUUCAUAAAUGAUUUAGGGGCUGUGCAGGGUUGGGAUUCCACUUUCAGGUUAUAAAUAUUUUAAAAUCUGCAGCGGCCAGGGAGAAGCAGAGGAGUACCUGAAUGUAAUCCAUUUCAGAAAGCUGUGCAUCAUUUUAGACAACAGGAUAAGUGAAUCCCACAGUCUAAAUUUGACAUUAUUAGUCAUAAGCAGACAGCCUUGCUGAAAACCCUCAAUCGCAUUUCAUGGUAUAGUUACACGUGUUUUUUUUACAGACUUAGCUUAAUACCCCUAAAAAAGAAAAUAAAGAAGAGCUUUCAGAGUUUGAUGGUAGAGUGUAUGGAAAGCUUGAAUGUUUUUUUUUUUUUUUUCCUAAAAUAUGUUUUUUUCCCCUAUUGAAAGGAGAAGUUCACUUCCAAAACAAAAAUGUGUAGACAAUUUACUCACUCCCUUGCCAUCCAAGAUGUUCAUGUC
Molecule: messenger RNA, 6350 nt
Organism: Labeo rohita (rohu)
Lineage: Eukaryota; Metazoa; Chordata; Actinopteri; Cypriniformes; Cyprinidae
Gene: enc2
Product: kelch-like protein 25
Exons: 4
Coding region: 189-2066 (625 amino acids)
Molecular function (GO): protein binding
Source: RefSeq, a predicted model, not a curated record